AUGCAUACCACUCAAGGAUUGACCAGCCUCGAAUGCAUGAUCUUGAGGAAUUUUAAGUGGCCGGAAAUUAGCAUCGAGUUAGAUGAUCGUCGUCUAAUCCUCACAUCGGCAAGGGAUGAGUCGACGAUAACAUUUGCACAUUUUGUGCAAUCAGACACGAUGGGAGGAUCGUCACAACAAACAUCGACCAAUAGCGGCCCGAUGGAUCAAGAACAGCACUCUCCACCAACAAUCCGACGAAUACGUCGCAGUCGUACGUCGUUCAGUGAUGAUCAGCUGGACCAACUUGAAAAAACCUUCGAGCAAUGUAACUACCCGGAUAUUACGCAGAGGGAAAAACUUGCCAAAGAUACACAACUUCCGGAAGCAAGAAUACAGGUUUGGUUUAAAAAUCGCCGUGCGAAGCAAAGAAAAUGGCUACGAAAUCAAAGAAGAGACGAUUUGCCACUGAUUCCCAAUAAAGCACCACCAAAGGAGAAUACCAUAAUCAAAUCGAGUAGCUCAGCUAGCAGUUGCAUAGCAAACGUCGCCGUAGUAGAAGACAACCAUUCAUAUUGUAGCAAAUCAUCCUGCGCUGCACAACAGAAGACUGAUCCACCUACCUGUGGUGACGGCAAGGGAAUCUAUUGCCACGACCGUUUAAAAACUUAUGCAAUCAGCAAAAUAUAG
This is a messenger RNA of Angiostrongylus costaricensis, 669 nucleotides long. The record is from the annotation of a GenBank genome assembly. NCBI's taxonomy places the organism in Eukaryota, Metazoa, Nematoda, Chromadorea, Rhabditida, Metastrongylidae.